Adineta ricciae is the source of this 1053-nucleotide messenger RNA. The record is from the annotation of a GenBank genome assembly. Lineage: Eukaryota; Metazoa; Rotifera; Eurotatoria; Adinetida; Adinetidae.
AUGCGUCUUUCAUUCGGAUUCGCUUUUCUCCUGAUCGGCAUUGCUUUCGUCCAAAGCAAACCACUUUUCAACAACAUCAACGAUCUACAAGCUCUCGCUGCUCAAUAUCCGCAAUAUGCUAGUUUGAUCAACCAAGCUACCAGUCUUGCAAGCCAAGCUAUCAGUGCUUUCUCUGAAAAUCAAUUAAACUCACUUGGAAAUUUAGUUAGUGACCUUGCUGAUAAAGUUCUCCAUGGUAGACUUAGUGCUGAUGCUGCUGCUAAUCAAUUAUUAGGAGCAAUUCAAGCAUAUCUUGGUUCAAAUUCUCAAUUAUUCGACGAAAUUCAAUCAUUUCUUCAACAAGUCGUCAGUAUUGCUCAAACGCUUACGGGUAACUUCAACGGUCAAGCUCGUAUUGCUUUUCCAUCAUCGGCUGAUCUUCUAACGUUAGCCAAUCAAUUUAAACCAAGUGAUUUACAAGGUCUCCUCAGUCAAUUUCCACAACUUUCCAGUUUAAUCAAUCAAAUUACUAACAUCGCUGAUCAAGUCAGCUCUGCUUUAUCGCAAUCUCAAUUACAAUCAAUUGGCGGCACAGUCUUGAAUCUUGCUCAAAAUGUUCUCAAUGGUAACGUCGAUGCCAAUGCCGCUGCUAAUCAAUUAUUGGGAGAACUUCAACAAUAUUUCGGUUCAAACACUCAACUUUUCAACUCGAUUGCCAGCAUUGUUCAACAAUUGCUUAAUGUUGGUGGCUUCGGUUUAACUCGUCCAGCUUUGAGUCGAAACUUACAAAUUAGUGAUUUAGAAUCUCUGAUUGUUCAGCAUCCACAAUACGCCAACAUAGCCGCUUCAUUAGCCACUUUGGCUAACCAAGCUAUCGCUGCUUUUUCACCUGCUCAAUUGAAAUCCCUUGAAAACUCGGUUCUUAGCCUUGCUCAACAGGUCAUCAGUGGUCAACUUGAUGCCAGCAGUGCCGGAAGUCAACUAUUAGCACAAAUUCAACAAUAUACUGGUUCAAACAUUCAACUUUAUAACGCAAUUGCUAACGUUGUUCAGCAGUUGGUUAAUCUUGGUUGA